UUGCCCAGAGUUUGUUGCCAUGUCCUUGCCCCUUUCCCAAAGAGAUAUUAAAAACAACAAGGACCACCGAGAGUUCCACGUAGCUUUCACUUCCGGUUCCCGUCGCAGCGGUUGGACGACUAUCCAUGUGUGGGGCAAAGCAGCUAGGGAUCGGUGUGUGCGUUUAUUUUAAAAGCUGAAUUAAAUAAAGCAGGAGCCAUUAAGUUCUACAGCCGUGGUGGUCAGCGAUGGCAGAAGGGGAACUCCAGAAAUUGCUCCCCAGGUUAAUUCAAGAAGGGCAGCUCGCCCUUUUGAAAGAAGAGAUUGAAAAUGUUGGGAAUCUGAGCGAGGAUGUGCAGAGGAAGCAUUUUGGGAGGUCUGGGGACACACUGCUCCACUAUGCGGCCAGGCAUGGCCAGUUGAGCAUCCUCAGCUACUUAGUUGAGACUCUGGAAAUGGACACUGAACUAUUUAAUAACGAUUACAAACAGCCUCUCCACGAAGCAGGCUCCAUGGGUCACAGGGACUGCGUCUUAUACCUGCUGAACAGAGGAGCUACUGUCAAUUGCCUGAAGAAAGCAGAUUGGACUCCCCUCAUGAUGGCUUGUACCAGGAGGAAUCUGGAGGUCAUUCAGGAUCUUAUCCAGCAUGGAGGAAACCCGUUACUGAAGAACAAAGAUGGCUGGAAUUGUUUCCAUAUCGCUAGCCGUGAAGGGGAUCCUCAAGUCAUCCAGUACUUACUUGAUGUCUCGCCUGGCAUCUGGGACACAGAAAGCAAAAUCAAGAGGACUCCCCUACAUACAGCAGCAAUGCACGGAUGCCUGGGGGUGGUGAAAGUGCUCCUGGAGAGGUGCCACUAUCGGCCUGACAGCACGGACAAAUGCGGAGUCACGCCUUUCAUGGAUGCAGUCCAGCACGGGCAUCUUGAUAUCGCCCAGCUACUUCUAGAAAAACAUAAGGCUUGCUACAGCGCCAGGGACGUGCUUGGUGCUCAACCACUGCACCAAGCCGCAGUCACAGCACAGGACGGCGCCCUCCAGUUCCUCGUUUCGGAUCUUGGGGUUGACGUGAACGCGAGAGCCACCUCGCUCCACCUCACCGCACUGCAUUACGCUGCCAAGGAAGGACAUACAGGCACGAUCAAGACUCUUCUGUCUCUUGGCGCCGAUCUAAAUGCAAAGGAUGGGAAAAAUCGAACCGUGUGAUCCCUGCUCAGCCAUGUCACUCAGUGGGUGACUUUGGGCCAGUCACAGUCUCUCAAUCUAACCUACCUCACAGGGUUGUUGCGAGGAUAAAAUGAGGAGGAAGAGAACUUUGUAUGCCACCUUGAGCUCCUUGGAGAGAAAGGUGGGAGAUCAGCAUCCAGUAGAUGCAAGAUGUUGAUGAGGGCAACCUGCAGUUGACUGAUGGCGGGUAAGGAGGGGAAACUAUGGUGCAGUGGUUAGAGUGCCAGACCAGGACCUUGGAGACCAGAGUUCAAAUUCCUGCUUCAACCAUGAAGCCCUUUGGGGGCCGGUCACUGCAUCUCAGCCUAACUUGCCUCAGAGAACGAUAUACAGCACUUUUGAGGUCUUUGGUGUGGUAUAAAUGUGAAAAAGGCAACAGCCAACACUUUUUGAAGGAGUCUGAAUCUUGGGAGGGAUAAGAGGCAAGGGAAAGCAGCAAAAAAAGAGAUGGAUUUGGUGGCAGGGGCGCUGCGGAUAGGUGGGUCUGAGUUCUGGGUCUUUUGCUGCAGGAUAUAGAUCUCCUGCCCUUUCCCUCCCUUUUUAAAUUUUUUAUUUGCAAAUGUAUGUUCAAGUAAUAAAUUGAUGACUAAUUAAUGAGCAUUCAUAAAUACAUAUUUCUGUAUCUACAGUUCACUUAAAAUCCAUCCUUCCAAUUCAAAAUGCCAAUAUGAGUAUGUAUAAUUUAAAACCAGGAAGUGACUUAAAUUAUUCAUAUAUAACCUAAAUCAAAUCAAAUAGAAAUGUACCACAGUGGAACAGUACUUCCAGACCUCCUGUACUUCAGCCUUUAUCUCACCCGAAUAGUGUAUAUCUUUGUUUUAUAUUGCUUUAAAAUGUUUUUAUAUUGCUGUACCCUGCCCUGACGUUUUGCGAGAGGGCGCUAUAUAAACGCUUUUAUAAAUAAAUGUGGCAGAGGUCGCCAACAUGUCACCCACAGGCGCCGUUGUGCCCACCGCUACCUCCCACGAUGCCAGCGAAAGGUCUCUGUAAAUAUCUCCUCAAAAAUCCACAAAGCAGGAUGAAACUGUUUACUCAGUUCCUUUUCUACUGGUUUGGCCUCUCCUA
Molecule: messenger RNA, 2270 nt
Organism: Rhineura floridana
Lineage: Eukaryota; Metazoa; Chordata; Lepidosauria; Squamata; Rhineuridae
Gene: ANKRD16
Product: ankyrin repeat domain 16
Exons: 8
Coding region: 228-1184 (318 amino acids)
Molecular function (GO): protein binding
Source: RefSeq, a predicted model, not a curated record